Messenger RNA from Frankliniella occidentalis (western flower thrips), 3329 nucleotides. It is a transcript of the gene BBS9, whose product is annotated as protein PTHB1. Gene Ontology annotation, cellular component: membrane; BBSome. The coding region runs from base 275 to 2944 and encodes 889 amino acids. Gene Ontology annotation, biological process: cilium assembly. The record is from RefSeq and is a predicted model, not a curated record. The transcript has 15 exons. NCBI's taxonomy places the organism in Eukaryota, Metazoa, Arthropoda, Insecta, Thysanoptera, Thripidae.
CGCAUUGAAAUACCUUUCUGUUUAUGGGUUAUUUGUUUACAUUCAUUCCGGCUGAAAAAGUCAACUGCUAAUCUGAAAUUAAUCGCAAGGAUGAUUUUAUUAUACCAAAGUUGCCAAUUUUAGUUUUUUUCAGAGUGCCUUUGUAUUUUUCUAAUUCAUGACGUGUCAUAAGCUUAUUUUGUACAAGGGAAUGUCUGUCUCAAAGAUUGACUGGGCACCAUAACCCUGCCUAAUAGAAUGUUGUGAUCCAAAAGAUCCAACAUUUUCAGUUGCCAUGUCACUUUUUAAAGCGCGAGAAUGGUGGAGUACAUCCUGUGGUCAAGAAGAAGGUUUUGACCAGGCUUCUCUGUGUGUAUCUGGUCUCGGUAACAGUGGUAAUGAAACAUCUAUGAUAAUUGUUGGAAGUCAUGUUGGAAACAUUAGAGUGUUCUGUCCAAAUCUACCAACUGCAUCUGAGGCACCCAGCUAUAAGCCAAGUGACCUUCUCAUUGAGACAAGCUUACCUCACCCUGUCUUGCAGCUACAUGUUGGCAGAUUUAUCUCUGGAUCUCAGCAGUUCCACUUAGCUGUUCUGCACCCCAGAAGUGUAGCCAUUUACAGUUUGGUGAUCCGAGGAGGAAAUACAGAUCAUGGUGAACAAAGUGCGUUAGUUUUUGUCUAUGAGCAUCAGCUUCGAAGAUCAGCAUACAGUCUGAUUGUGGGGCCUUUUGGGGGAGUCAAAGGAAGAGACUUCCUCUGUGUGCAAGCACUUGAUGGAACACUAUCAUUCUAUGAACAGGAGUCAUUUGUCUUUUCUAGACAGCUACCAAAUUUUUUAUUACCAGGGCCACUCAUUUUUGUCCCUUCAACUGAUGCAUUUCUAACAUGCAAUUCACACUUUCACAUAGAUAGUUACAGAUAUCAAGUCCUAGCAGACACAAGUGAGGAUGCCAAGAAACUAUUAAUUCCAGAAUGGAGUCUAAAUAUUGGAGAAUCCGCUCUUGAUAUUGCUUGUGUUGCUCACUCUGCCUCAGAAGUAGAUAUUCUUGUUUUGGGGGAGCAUAAUUUGUUUUGUCUUAGGGACCAUGGCACAUUAAAGUUCAUGUGUCGGUUUGAGUUUCACCCUCGCUGUUUUUUUCCAUAUCGCACAGUUCCUGAGGGUCUGCUGAUGGUACUGAUAGCCACUGACACUGGAACACUUCUUGUGCAGAAUAACACUACCCUUCGAUGGUCAGCACAACUUCCAAUAUCUCCAAUUGCUAUUUCUCGUGCAUCACUUCAGGGAAUGGAUGGAGUCAUAGUGCUACUGUCUGAGACAGGGGAGCUUCAGUGCUGCUAUUUAGGCACAGAACCCUCCCUCUUUGUGGCACCAUCAAUUGAACCAAAGCCCAUUGACUACCAAGAGGCUGAAAGAGAACUUAACUAUCUGGGCACUGUAAUUCGAGCUUUUAAUGAUAGUUCCAGUGUUCUAUUGGCCAACACAGCUGCAGAAAGAGAGCUCUCUGUAACUGUUAAACCAAGUCAACAUUCUGAGAGUCGUGGAGAAUCAGAGGUGUGCUAUGUAGCAGUAAAUUUGUCUCCUCACUCAGCCCAUGCCCCAUUGACUAAGGUACAAGUAACAGUUGUAGCCCACUCACCACUUUUGGCUGAUCCACCUUCCCAUACAAUACCAUCCCUAAGUGAAGUCUAUCAAGUAGCAAGCUACAUCUCGGUGAAAGGUGCGGCUUCAGAGUAUGUUUGGUCUUUAGAAGUGUCAGUUAUUGUAUCAUACAUAACUGCAUCUGGAAUUCCUAGAAUUCUUACUUCCACUUGCCAACUCCCACUUCGACUUGUGGCUCGUCCUUGUAAUCCAGCCAAAGAGGCAGAGAUAAAAAUAACUUUGAAUACCAAUAUACCUGUUAUAAGCUUGACGGACAUUUUUCCAGAGUUCAACUCAUCUAGUGCAGGACCAAACAUUUUAGGGUGCUCACUUGGCUCUAGAGUGGUCACAGUCAUUGCUGCUAAGAUGAGUACACGAUACCGGCUGCAAAGUGAUAGUAUCUUACCUCUGGCCUUACUUGUAAAACAACUAGUUUCUCGUCUUGAACGCCUCUCAAAUAAUGCUGAACAGCAGUCAUCAGUCAAUGUGACUUCAUCAUCACCACUACCUCUAGAACUCUUAUUUUCUGCCAUAGAGUCUCAUCUAACAUUUCGGAAACAAGUUGCAGACCUCAAGGAUGAACUAGGUCAACUAUCUGUGCAAUUCAGGUCUAUUGAAAGGAGAUUGCUUACAAAAAUGAAGGAUAAGAAACCAGCUCCAUUGAAUCAAUUGGAUACUCUCCUCACAGCAACUCAAAUUGAAAUAAUAGGUGUAAGCCACAGAUUGGAACAAGUUUUUCAGGAUCUUGAAAAUUCACAGUGGGGUUUGGGGUGUGCUGUAGAACUGAUCCACACUUUGUUGAAACUGUCUGAGAGUCCUUCUAAAUACACCAAAACAUUUUAUUCUGCUAUGUCUCCUGUAAUUACAGAUUCAGAUGAUCAGGGUUGGGAAGAUGCUACAUAUGCAUCCCUUCGUUAUAUCCUAAAUGCCAAUAAAAAACAAGACCCUUUAACUUCCUCCUCUAAUGAGCCAUCAAUUGAUAUCUCUGUUAUGAAAAAGAUAAUAACAUCUGUGCUAGACAUAAUAGCUGAAUCUUAUUCUGCUGGCGCAGUUGGCUCUGAAGUACGGAAACCAAUAUCACCUAUUCAUGAAUCUGAAGAGGCUGAAGAAGAACCCGCUGUUCCUAUAGGAUCUCGAUUAGGGGAAAAUAGGGCCAUAUCAGCCAGUAUUUCCCAAAACAAUAGACUUCUUCCCGGUCGCUUGAAAACAUCAACUGAAGUCUCAGGGGUUCCAAUUGAUACAUCUCUGGUUGAGAGCGAUCUUACAAAACUUGCUCUAUCUAGUCCAAUGCAACAGAAUACAGAAGAUGAUAUUUUGUGGAUUUAAAAAAUUUGACGAAUGGACAGGUCACUUACUGCACUUACUGAAGUUAACACGUUUUGCUUGGUGUCACAUUUCAAUUUCACCUUUUUUAAUUUUGGAUUUGCAUUUAGCACAAUUUUUCUCAUCAGAAAAUGAGGCACAACAUAUAAGUAAGGCCCAGAGGCAUAUUUUGCAAUACUCCAGUAAAACGGACAUUUUCUUAAUAUUUUCAGGGCAAGUGCACAGAAGCAAGUGUGAUAUAUAGUAUUAUUUUUUGUUUGGAAUCAUGAGAGAUCUCUAUUCUAGUCAUGUUAAUACAAUUUGUUUUGAUGUUUUUAAAUACCUAUACCUGAAACCUGUACAAGAAAAUGCUCUGUUACAAGUAAUAAAAAAAUCAUUUUAAUCUGUU